Molecule: messenger RNA, 1416 nt
Organism: Caenorhabditis remanei
Lineage: Eukaryota; Metazoa; Nematoda; Chromadorea; Rhabditida; Rhabditidae
Exons: 4
Coding region: 1-1416 (471 amino acids)
Biological process (GO): acetate metabolic process
Cellular component (GO): mitochondrion
Molecular function (GO): acetate CoA-transferase activity
Source: RefSeq, a predicted model, not a curated record
AUGCUCUCAAGACUCACUUCUCGCUCGUUUGGAACCUCAGCUGCAUGCUCGAGAACCAGUUCGAUCUGGCGAGACAAGCGGGAAGUGGCAUUCCCAGUAGCUGGUAAAUCGCCAAAAGUUGUUUCGCUGGCUGAUGCCGUUCGUGACAUCAAGAGUGGAGACAAUGUAUUCGUUCACGGAAUUGCCGCCACUCCAACUCCAUUGCUUCAAAGUCUCUCAGAGCACGCUGUUGCUAACAAUUUGAAGGGAGUCAAACUGCAUCACUUGCACUUGGAAGGAGCUACACCGUGGACCGCUGAAGGUGUUAGAGACAGAAUCCGAUCAAACUCUCUUUUCACUGGACACAACUUGAGAGCCGCUGUCAACAACGGAAUUGCCGAUUUCAAUUCGUGCUUCUUGUAUGAAGUUCCACUCUUGUUCCGCAAGGGAGCUAUUAAGCUGAAUGCUUCCCUUAUCCAGGUUUCUCCACCAGAUGCCAACGGAUAUUGCUCUUUGGGAACUUCAGUCGAUACUGCCCGUGCAGCUGUCACCAACUCUCCACUCAUCAUUGCUAUGGUCAACAAAAAUAUGCCACGCACAUUUGGAGAUGGAGUAAUCCACGUUUCUCAUAUUGACUACCUCGUCAAUGAAGCAGAUGGAUUCGAGCUUCAUCAACGUAACAUUGGUCAACAAAAUGAGCAAGAGAAGAAGAUUGGACAGAUCAUUGCUGAGAACCUUGUUGAUAACGGAGCUACACUUCAAAUGGGUAUUGGAGCUGUCCCAGAUGCUGCUCUCUCUGCUCUUAGCAACCACAAGGAUCUCGGAAUUCACACCGAAAUGUUCUCGGACGGAGUUCUCGAUUUGAUUGAAAAGAAUGCCAUCACAAACGCUAAAAAGGCAAUUCACCCAGGAAAACUUGUUGUAUCGUUCGUCUACGGAUCCACCAAGCUUUACAAUUACCUCAACGACAAUCCACUUAUUGAGUUUGGAGAUGUGAACUGGGUUAACGAUCCAGCUGUUGUUCGUAAGAACCCUAAAGUUACUGCCAUCAACUCCGCCGUUGAAAUUGACUUGACUGGACAAGUUGUCUCUGAUUCCGUUGGAAAACGUUUCUUGUCUGGAUUCGGAGGACAAGUCGAUUUCAUCCGUGGAGCUGGAAUCGGAGAUGAUGGACUCGGAAAGCCAAUCAUCGCUCUUCCAUCUAUUUCGAAGAAGGGACAAAGUAAGAUUGUGCCAUACAUCAACGAAGGAGCUGGAGUUGUUACCACACGUGCCCACGUUCACUACGUUGUCACCGAAUACGGAAUUGCUCAACUUUGGGGCAAGAACAUGCGUCAACGCGCCUACGAACUGAUCAAGAUCUCCCACCCAAGCCAACGCGAAGCUCUCGAUAAGGCCGCCUUCGAUCGUUUGAAGGUUAUGCCAUCUGCCGAUUAA